Messenger RNA from Lachancea sp. 'fantastica', 1746 nucleotides. NCBI's taxonomy places the organism in Eukaryota, Fungi, Ascomycota, Saccharomycetes, Saccharomycetales, Saccharomycetaceae. The record is from the annotation of a GenBank genome assembly.
AUGUCGGCUAUAUCAGACAGUGACAGUGAAACGGAGGUUGUAUCGCGCAACCUUUGCGGUGUCGUUGAUGUGGGUUCCAAUGGUAUUCGUUUCAGCAUUUCGUCAAAGGCCUCCCAUCAUGCAAGAAUAAUGCCAUGCGUCUUCAAAGAUCGAAUAAACAUCUCACUGUUCGAAGUGCAGUAUGCGGCAAACUCUCUGGAAAAGGCACCAAUCCCCGAGGAUACAAUCAAAGAAGUGAGCGCUGCCAUGAAGAGAUUCAAACUUAUAUGCGAUGACUUUGGGGUACCUGAGACGGGAGUGCGCGUAGUGGCUACAGAAGCAACUAGAGAUGCCAUCAAUUCCAGUGAAUUCAUCAACGCAGUCUUUGAAUCGACAGAGUGGGACGUGGAAUUGCUCACCAAGGAAGAAGAGGGCAAAAUCGGUGCAUAUGGAGUGAUAUCUUCGUUCAACAUCGUCUCCGGACUUUACAUGGAUCUGGGAGGUGGCAGCACACAAAUCUCAUGGAUAAGGUGCGUUGAUGGAGAAAUCAAGAUGUCGUCUACACCCGUGUCAUUGCCUUACGGCGCUGGCGCCCUAUCAAGAAGAAUGAAGCAAGAGGACAAACGAGACUUGUUUAUGGAAAUCAAAAAGGCAUACAAAGAUGCAGUUUCCAAGAUAGAUAUACCGCAAGAAAUGCUUCUGGAAGCCGAACAAAACGGAGGUUUUGACCUUUUCACAUGUGGCGGUGGCCUAAGGGGUAUGGGUCACUUGUUGCUUUCAAAAAUCAAGGAGUAUCCCAUUCAAACCAUCAUCAACGGCUUCUCGUGUUCAUUCGAGGAGUUCUCAAGUAUGGCUGACUAUCUGUUUCUGAAAGGCACUGUGCCCAAGUCCAAGAAGAUUUUCAAAGUUUCUGAGCGAAGAGCACUACAAUUACCGGCAGUAGGGUUACUAAUGAGCGCUGCAUUUGAAUCUCUACCGUCUGUUAAAACCGUUCAUUUCAGCGAAGGCGGUGUAAGAGAGGGCACUUUGUAUUCCAUCUUGCCCCGCGAUGUCAGGGCUCAGGAUCCUUUACUCGUUGCGACAAGACCUUACGCUCCUCUGCUGGCGCCCAAGUAUCUCGAACUUCUUAGAGCAGCAAUUCCGGAAAAGGAAGUACCCAGAAUUGUGUACUCGAGGAUUGCGCCUGCGCUCUGCAAUCUGGCCUUCGUACACGCUUCAUAUCCCAAGGAGUUGCAGCCCACGGCGGCGCUGCAUGUGGCAACUACAGGUAUAAUUGCAGGAUGCCACGGUCUUUCGCAUCGGGCAAGAGCUUUGAUAGGAGUUGCCCUCUGCAACCGAUGGGGAGGUGAUAUACCGGAACAAGAAAUGGAGCAUAAAAAGCUGCUACAAGAUGUCGUUCUUCGAGACGGCGACAAAGUGGAGGGCGAAAGAAUCGUGUGGUGGACGCAAUAUAUCGGCACCAUCAUGUAUGUCAUAUGCGGUGUUCACCCGGGUGGGAACAUUCGUGAUGGGCUGUUCAACUUCAACAUCGAAGAGAAAGACAACAUCGACAAAGAUAUGCAAAACCUAGGUAUUGACGAGAAAACUAGUUUGGUUCCUUCGAGACGCAGAGAAUUCGAGGUUAUUGUUCGCAUCAGCAAGGACGAUCUCAAGACGAGUGCUUCUGUAAGGGCCAGAAUCAUUACGCUACAAAAGAAAAUUCGCAAACUCUCGCGCGGGAGCUCCGAAAAGGUUAAGAUCGGAGUCCAAUUUUACGAGGAUACGUGA